Messenger RNA from Amphimedon queenslandica, 846 nucleotides. RefSeq names its product caspase-3-like. The transcript is spliced from 2 exons. The coding region runs from base 1 to 846 and encodes 281 amino acids. The record is from RefSeq and is a predicted model, not a curated record. Gene Ontology annotation, molecular function: cysteine-type endopeptidase activity. Gene Ontology annotation, biological process: proteolysis. NCBI's taxonomy places the organism in Eukaryota, Metazoa, Porifera, Demospongiae, Haplosclerida, Niphatidae.
AUGGCUACAACUGAAUUGAACGAAUUCUGGAAGGAUAUCAUGAAAUCGGAAGAUUUAAUGACAUUAGAGAGAUAUGAAUGUGGUCCAGGACUUUGUGUCAUAAUUAAUAACAUGAAAUUCUUAAAUUCAGAAAAUCAUCUUCCAUGCGGUGGAGUAGAUCAGGCUAAUCUAAAGGAUGCAUUUGAGUCAAUUGGAUUCGUUGUCGAAGUUCAUCCAAAUUUAGAAGCUAAAAAAAUGGAAGCUGAAGUGAAAAAAUAUAGUGAGAAAGAGCACACAGGAGCCUUCUUCCUUAUAUUGCUAAGUCAUGGUGGUGAAGGUGUUGUCUAUGGUACUGAUGAAGCAGAAGUUAAAGUUCAGAAAUUAAAAGAGAAUUUCUAUAAUACAAAGUGUCAUGAUUCUCUUGUCGGUAAACCUAAAGUAUUUGUAAUCGAUGCUUGUCGUGGCAACAACAAGGAAAGAUGUACUUUGUCAAAAUCUAAACCUGGCCCAUCUUUACCUUCUAAACCCAAGAUACAGACUGAUGUUACAGUGACAGAUUCAGCUGACAUUUUGACCAUAUUUGCAUCAACACGUGGCAAUACAGCUGAUUAUGACAAUGAAGGACUGGAGAAAGGCAGUUAUUUUACAUAUUGCUUUGCACUAGUGUUAAAAAAUAUUGUUGCCCCUAAAAAUCUUAUAGAUAUAAUAAAAAUAGUGCAAAGUCAAAUUCAAAAAUUAGGACAAACUACUGAAUUUGAGUCUACUCUUACCAAGCAAUAUUAUAUCAAAAGUCGGGACAAUGACUGUGAUGACUCUGAACAAAAGAAGCAGAUGGAGAUAAUCAACCAAGAUACUAAAAUGCAAUAG